GUGUGAAUCGUCGCCAUCUUUUGUUGAAGAAAAUUUGCUUUUGGCAUAAAGUUACAAGAUUUUUUAUGAUAAUCCUUCUCUUAAUGAUAUUUAAUAAAGAAAAAAUUACAUUUUUGAAACUAAUUAAUAUUGUCAACAUUGUUGUGAGUUAAUUGUACGAAGAUAAAAAGCGAACAAAAUUGUCCACGUCAAACAAUCAUUAGUGUGAUAUGUGAUUUGCAAGAAUUGUGCAAAGUAAGAAGAGAAACAAAGAAAAGAAAAAAAAAGAAAGAAAUAAAUAAGUGCGAGAACUUUUAUAAAAAAAAAAUACAAAAAAUAAAUAAAUAAAAUAGUAAUUGUGUGUUGAAAAAAAGGUCCGUAAUUCGGUUUUUUUCUCCAUUAAGAAAAAGCGAAACACAACAAAAUGUCAGCAAUAAAUCCAGAAUACGACUAUUUGUUCAAAUUACUUUUGAUCGGCGAUUCAGGUGUUGGAAAAUCGUGUCUUUUAUUGAGAUUUGCUGACGACACAUAUACAGAAAGUUACAUCAGUACAAUUGGUGUAGAUUUUAAAAUUAGGACCAUAGAAUUGGAUAAUAAAACCAUUAAGUUGCAAAUUUGGGAUACCGCUGGCCAAGAACGUUUCCGUACUAUAACGUCAUCGUAUUAUCGUGGAGCCCAUGGUAUUAUUGUCGUCUACGAUUGUACGGAUCAGGAAUCCUUUAAUAACGUUAAGCAAUGGCUUGAAGAAAUCGAACGAUAUGCUUGCGAAAAUGUUAACAAAUUACUCGUGGGCAACAAAAGCGAUUUAACUACCAAAAAAGUGGUGGAUCAUACCACAGCUGCCGAGUAUGCAAAUCAAUUAGGCAUUCCAUUCCUAGAGACUUCAGCUAAAAGUGCCACAAAUGUGGAACAGGCGUUCAUGACAAUGGCGGCCGAAAUUAAGAAUCGGGUUGGGCCGCCUUCAAGUGCCACCGAUAAUACAAGCAAAGUUAAAAUCGAUCAAGGUCGUCCAGUGGAGAGUACCAAAUCUGGCUGCUGCUGAAUAAUUUCUCUAAAUGUGUGUGUGAAUCAUUAUUUUAUUAUAUAAUAAAGAAACAAAAAAUGAUAAAUCCAAUUAAAAUAAUAACAA
This is a messenger RNA of Glossina fuscipes, 1108 nucleotides long. RefSeq names its product ras-related protein Rab-1A (gene Rab1). The coding region runs from base 404 to 1021 and encodes 205 amino acids. Gene Ontology annotation, molecular function: GTP binding; GTPase activity. Lineage: Eukaryota; Metazoa; Arthropoda; Insecta; Diptera; Glossinidae. The record is from RefSeq and is a predicted model, not a curated record. The transcript has 5 exons.